This is a messenger RNA of Chrysochloris asiatica (Cape golden mole), 3293 nucleotides long. RefSeq names its product ubiquitin protein ligase E3B (gene UBE3B). Gene Ontology annotation, molecular function: ubiquitin protein ligase activity; protein binding. The coding region runs from base 85 to 3291 and encodes 1068 amino acids. Gene Ontology annotation, biological process: ubiquitin-dependent protein catabolic process; protein polyubiquitination. The transcript has 27 exons. NCBI's taxonomy places the organism in Eukaryota, Metazoa, Chordata, Mammalia, Afrosoricida, Chrysochloridae. The record is from RefSeq and is a predicted model, not a curated record.
CUGAGUCCUGUGUGAGAUCACGAAUGAUUACCUGACAUUUUGCAUCACAGGUAAAUCCUUAGGAUUCGCACAAGGUUUGCAAAUAUGUUUACCGUGUCUCAGACCUCCAGAGCAUGGUUCAUCGAUAGAGCCCGCCAGGCCCGAGAAGAAAGGCUCGGGCAAAAGGAGCGGGAGAAGGCAGCUGUGGAGAUUCAGGCCCACGUCCGGAGUUUUCUUUGCCGUAGUCAACUACAGCGGGAAAUCAGGAAAGAGAUUGAUGAGUUUUUUAAAAGCAGUGAGUCUGGGUCCAGUAAAAGAAGCGCACUUUGUAUUUUUAAGAUUGCCCGGAAGCUGCUAUUCUUAUUCAAAAUUAAAGAGGAUAAUGAGAGAUUUGAGAAGUUGUGUCGCUCCAUCCUGAGCAGCAUGGAUGCUGAGAAUGAACCCAAGGUGUGGUAUGUGUCGCUGGCUCUUUCCAAGGAUCUCACCCUCCUGUGGAUUAAACAAAUCAAGGCUAUUUUGUGGUACUGCUGUGAAUUUCUUCAGCAGCUCAAGCCUGAAAUCCUCCAGGACUCCAAACUCAUCACACUGUACCUUACCAUGCUCGUCACCUUCACAGACACUUCCACGUGGAAAAUUCUUCGGGGAAAAGGUGAGAGUCUACGACCAGCCUUGAACCACAUUUGUGCAAAUAUAAUGGGACAUCUGAACCAGCACGGGUUUUAUGCAGUGCUACAGACACUGUUAACUCGUGGCCUGGCCAGACCCCGGCCCUCUCUCUCCAAAGGCAUGUUAACUGCAACCUUUUCUCUAGCACUGCGCCCUGUGACCGCUGCACGAUUUUCAGACAGUCUGCUUCGGCCAUUCCUCAUCCACAUCAUGUCUGUACCUGCUCUUGUGACCCAUCUCAGCACCCUGACCCCUGAGCGGCUCACAGUUUUAGAAUCUCAUGACAUGCUUCGUAAAUUCAUCAUCUUUCUAAGACACGAAGAUCAGUGCUGUGACGUGUGUGAGCGUUUAGAAGGCUGCCAUACGCUCUGUCUGAUGGGCAACCUCCUCCACUUGGGCUCCCUCAGCCCCAGAGUAUUAGAGGAGGAGAUGGAUGGCUUUGUGAGCCUGCUCACCCAGAUGCUCUGCUACUGCCAGAAGUAUGUAUCACAGAAGAAAUCCAACCUGACCCACUGGCACCCUGUCCUAGGCUGGUUCUCCCAAUCUGUGGACUAUGGCCUUAACAAGUCAAUGCCCUUGAUCACCAAACAGCUGCAGUUCCUGUGGGGAGUGCCUCUCAUCCGCAUCUUCUUCAGUGACAUCCUAAGCAAGAAGCUACUGGAGAACCCAGAGACAGCACCUGCGCAGCCAGCUUCCCCACCGAACGUGCUUCCAGUGAAGAAUCUCCUAAAGCGUGCGUUUCAGAAGUCGGCCUCAGUCCGGAAUAUCCUCAAGCCUGUCGGAGGUAAACGUGUUGACUCUGCAGAAGUACAGAAAGUCUGCAACAUCUGUGUCCUCUACCAGACCUCGCUGACAACGCUAACUCAGAUCCGGCUACAGAUACUCACAGGGCUCACUUACCUUGAUGACCUACUGCCCAAACUGUGGGCAUUUAUCUGUGAGCUGGGACCCCACGGAGGGUUAAAGCUCUUCCUGGAAUGCCUGAACAACGACACCGAGGAAUCCAAGCAGCUCUUGGCCAUGCUGAUUCUGUUUUGUGACUGUUCCAGGCACCUUAUCACGAUUCUUGAUGACAUUGAGGUGUAUGAAGAACAAAUUUCAUUCAAACUCGAAGAACUGGUCACCAUCUCCUCUUUCCUGAAUUCCUUUGUGUUUAAGAUGAUCUGGGAUGGAAUUGUAGAAAACGCCAAGGGUGAGACCUUGGAGCUGUUCCAGUCCGUCCACGGGUGGCUGAUGGUGCUUUAUGAGCGGGACUGCCGUCGGCGCUUUGCCCCCGAGGACCACUGGCUGCGCAAGGACCUCAAACCCAGUGUGCUCUUCCAAGAACUGGACAAGGAUAGAAAGCGGGCACAGCUGAUUCUGCAGUACAUCCCUCAUGUAAUUCCUCACAAAAACAGAGUUCUCCUGUUUCGAAACAUGGUUACCAAGGAGAAGGAGAAACUAGGGCUUGUGGAGACCAGCUCUGCAUCCCCACACGUCACUCACAUUACAAUUCGACGGUCCCGGAUGUUGGAGGACGGCUAUGAGCAGCUGAGGCAGCUCUCCCAGCACGCCAUGAAGGGUGUGAUCCGAGUGAAGUUUGUCAAUGACCUCGGGGUGGAUGAGGCAGGGAUCGACCAGGACGGCGUUUUCAAGGAGUUCCUAGAGGAGAUCAUCAAGAGGGUCUUCGACCCAGCACUCAAUCUGUUCAAGACCACCAGUGGGGACGAGAGGCUAUAUCCUUCGCCUACUUCCUACAUCCAUGAGAAUUACCUGCAGCUUUUUGAGUUUGUGGGGAAGAUGCUGGGGAAAGCUGUAUAUGAGGGAAUUGUGGUGGAUGUGCCCUUCGCCUCCUUCUUCCUGAGCCAGCUGCUUGGGCACCACCACAGCCUCUUCUACAGCUCGGUGGACGAGCUGCCUUCUCUGGACUCGGAGUUCUAUAAAAACCUCACUUCCAUCAAGCGCUACGAUGGGGACAUCGCUGACCUGGGCCUGACGCUCUCGUAUGAUGAAGAUGUGAUGGGUCAGCUCGUUUGCCAUGAACUGGUUCCUGGAGGGAAGACCAUCCCCGUUACAAAUGAAAAUAAGAUCAGUUACAUCCAUCUGAUGGCACAUUUUCGGAUGCACACUCAAAUAAAAAAUCAGACGGCUGCUCUCAUCAGUGGGUUCCGCUCCAUUAUCCAGCCCGAGUGGAUCCGAAUGUUCUCCACCCCCGAACUGCAGCGUCUCAUCUCUGGUGACAACGCUGAGAUUGAUCUGGAAGAUUUAAAGAAACACACAGUGUACUACGGGGGUUUUCACGGAAGUCACAGAGUCAUCAUUUGGCUGUGGGAUAUCCUGGCCUCGGACUUCACGCCCGCCGAGAGAGCCAUGUUUCUGAAGUUCGUGACCAGCUGCUCCAGGCCCCCGCUGCUGGGAUUCGCCUACCUCAAGCCUCCGUUCUCCAUCCGUUGUGUUGAAGUGUCAGAUGAUCAGGACACUGGGGACACUCUGGGCAGUGUCCUGCGAGGUUUUUUCACUAUCCGCAAGCGGGAGCCAGGCGGUCGCCUGCCCACCUCCUCUACCUGCUUCAAUCUUCUCAAGCUACCCAACUACAGCAAGAAAAGUGUCCUGCGGGAGAAGCUGCGAUACGCCAUCAGCAUGAACACAGGCUUUGAGCUCUCCUAGCU